Molecule: messenger RNA, 2755 nt
Organism: Hydractinia symbiolongicarpus
Lineage: Eukaryota; Metazoa; Cnidaria; Hydrozoa; Anthoathecata; Hydractiniidae
Exons: 5
Coding region: 49-1932 (627 amino acids)
Molecular function (GO): metal ion binding
Source: RefSeq, a predicted model, not a curated record
UCUGUUUUUUUUUUAAAAAAAAGUAAAAAUGAUAAAAUAUUGACUCCAAUGAUGGCUGCUGAGGGCUAUGAUGUAGAUGUGCUUUAUGAUAUUUCAAAUGAUUUCUACUGUAUGAUAUGUUUGAAGCUGAUGAGGAAUCCUGUUCAGUUCAAAUGUGGGCAUGGAAUGUGUUGUCCUUGUUACAAGAAUCUUGCGAAGAAAAGCAGACAAAGAUCAAGAGAUGAUCCAAGUUGUCCACAGUGUCGUGAAAUUAUUAGGGAUAAUCAGGUUGUAUCAAAUGUAAUGUUACAUCGUUUGAUUUUGACAUUAAAAGUGAAAUGCUCUAACAAAGACGAUUGCCAUUGGUUUGGUGAGCUGGGAGAUUUGGAUGAUCAUCUGCAGCAAUGUGUUGUCAAAGACUCCAACAUCAGAAGUGUGCCUUUUCAUAGAAGACAGCCUAAACAUUUUGCAACUAGUGAAUCAAUUCAGAAUGAUUUGUUAUUGAUGAUUGCUGAACAAGUAUCCUCUCUCGAAACCAAAUUAAAUGGACUUGCACAAAAACAGAAUGAUUCUUCCAUAAAUUCAAAACAACACCAAGAAAAACAAAAAGAUUUAACCAGAUUGAAACAUGAAAGAAAGGAAAGCUCUUCAAGGGUAAACAUUGCACAUGCAACUCCUGACAUUGUGCAGAAGCUUAAAUCAUUUAUGAACAUUAACAAUGAAAAUUUCAAAACUUACUUAACCUUGCUUUUUAUUGUCCUUCUUGUGUCACUGUUUUGUAUCACAGCAUCAGUUUUUCAUUCAAUGGACAACAACAGCACAGAUGAUUCUCAAAGCAAAGAUUCAACUUUCAAAUAUUUUGAUAAUGUGUUACAAGAGAUGUCUCAAAAGUUCAACGGUUAUGCAUUUGAUGUUAAAAAUGUGGGUGAACUGUUGAAUUUUAUUGUACAACAAUACCUCUAUGAUAUACGUUUGAAAGAAGAUGAAUAUAUGAAUCGAAUCAGUUUGUUUUACUCCAAACAGAAUAGAACUAUAAACAAAUUAGAAAGACACUUUAGUGAAAUUCUUGAUCAGUCGAGCAAAGAAAUCAACAAAAAUAUUACGUUAUAUGACCAUCAAGCAAAAUUGAAGUCAUCUGUUGAAAAUGUUGCUUCAUUACAGCCCCUUCUUCAUAGCACUGCGUCAUACUUAAACAAGAAGAUUUUUUCAGACCUUAAUGAUUUAGAAUAUGAAGCCAUGGUGAACAUUCAAUCUGAAGUAAAACAGAUUAAAUAUGAUCUGGAAAUUCUACACACAAAACUUAACUUUCUUUCCAAACAGAAAUAUCUUGAUAAACAAAGAAACAAACAAGUUUUCAGUUUACUUAAAGAAAUGUUGAAGAAUGUAACUGAAACAUAUCAUAGAAUCAACCAAACUAAACUGAUGCAAGUUGUUCAACGUGAAAUAGACCUUGUCAAGUUUAAAUAUGACACCCUAUUGGCUGGUUACUAUGCCAAUAUAUCAAUAGCAUUUUCCUAUGAAGUACGUUUCCAUGGAGUAAUGUCUCUACUUCAAAAUCUCAACAUCAGUAAUGGUGCAUUUAUUUGGCAAAUUAACACCCCAAGCAUGUUAGAUUUAGAUAACCAACAUGCAUUCUUCUCACCGAUGUUUACACCAAUCCCUCAAAUUCAAGCAAGAUUGCUUCUAUACAAGGAUGAGACAAAAGAGGGCUAUUGGAAGUUGACAUACAUUCAACAUCAAUCUACAGCUGUUUCCAUUAGAGUUUUAAUUUUAAAUCCAAAGUACGAAGAACAACUACUUUGUUCUGACAGCUUGAUUGGUGAACUACAGAACAAUAGCACCGCAAAAGUCAACAAAUACUUCAGCAUACCACUUACGGUUGAAGAAAUGAAAAGCAAAAGUUUUAUAUACAAAAGUAAUAUGUUUAUUAAAACCAUUGUAACAUUAAGUUAAUUGAUAUAUAUUAAGGAUUUUACUGCAGUGGUCAAUGGAGGCUUUCUUGAUUUUUUCUCUGUCUUUUUUCAUUAUCUCAAACAGUUGCCCUAAAUAUUAUACAUCAUCCACCAUGCAUUGUUGAAAAUUUCAACUUAUGUUAACUUAUGCUUAGCUAUCAUUUCAAAUAUUUAUUUAUUUAUUGUUAGAUAAUAAUGUGGUGUAGGAUGUUAUUUAUGUAAGUAAAAUUUAAAACAUUAUUUCUAUUAUACACUAUUUUUUAUUAUACAUAAAAUUAUUUUAUUUAAUAUUUUGUUAUAAAACUGCACACUGUAUAUUACUAUAUUAUUCUAUAUAAUAUUUUUGAUGCAAUUUUCUGAAGGUUAGCAUUUCACCUGUUUCUUAUUGCUUUUUUCAACAUUUCUAAUUGUUUUUGAAUUUCUUGUUGGUGAUGGUAUUUCAAAACAUUUAUUACACGACACAUUGUUUUAUUAGCUGUAUAGCAACUGGAUGAGAUUUUAUGAAAGAUAAUAUAUACAAAACAUUUUUUGUGUGUUUAAUUAUAUAUUUAUAUAUUUGUGGCGAUUGUAUAUUUCUAAGUGACGCUAAUAUUUAUUUUAUUUAUUCUAACAUACACAAAACGAUAUGAUGUACUUUCUUGCCAAUGAUGACAAUGGUUGCUAAUUUUGGUUAAAGAUUUUGGUUAAGGAUUCAAUGUAAUCCUGGAUGUCCCUAAUGCUUCAAAAAUUUGUCAAAAAUAAUAAAAUAUAAAAUAUUUUAAUAUUAGGCUUAUUUCUUAAAUGUGUGAAUGGUUUUUCAUAUAGGCUGUAAUUUAUGUAUUGGA